This is a messenger RNA of Marchantia polymorpha subsp. ruderalis, 1002 nucleotides long. Lineage: Eukaryota; Viridiplantae; Streptophyta; Marchantiopsida; Marchantiales; Marchantiaceae. The record is from the annotation of a GenBank genome assembly.
AUGGGGACAGUAGAGAAAGCUUUGACUGAGAAACUGUCAGAUUUGAAAUCUCUUCUCACGCUCGAGAGGGUAAGCAAGCAAAUGCGCAUCCGAGUGAAUGAUGUUCUGGUGUGGAGGAAGUUAGGGGUUGAACGCCCUCUAAACAGGGCCCUGACAGAUGACAUUCUUAUGACCCUUGUCAAGAGGGCAGGUGGAUUACUGAAGAGUAUGAGACUGAUCACAUGUUUAAGGAUCACUGAUGAAGGAUUGUCCAAUGCGCUAUCACUCUGUCCCCAGCUUGAGAAGCUGGAGGUCCCAGGAUGUAUACAGCUCAAUAUUGAUGCCCUUGUGCUUACGGUGGAGCAGCACUGUGCAAUGAGUCGUUCGAAAGGGAUGAGCGGUAUCAAACAGUUGCAAAUCCUUGGAAAAUUUAAAAUCCAGGAGCAGAACGAGUUUACUCAGAGAGAUAUGAUUUUGAGAGGAAACGUUCACCAUUUAACGACCACUUGGACUGUUUACCAAUCACCAAAAACUUGGCCUGUUUACUUGUCCUCAAGUACCAUUGAUGACGAUCGAGCUAUGGAUGUUGAGAUUUGUCACUUGUGCAAAUCUGAUUAUGCGACGGUUGUGUUCGACUGUACGAGGAAAAGUUGUGAGAAUGCAGCAAGGAUUGACACCAUCAAAGCUUGCGAGGGGUGUUUCAUUUGUUUGCCGAGUUGUAGUGGGUGCGGUACUUGCUUGCCUCUGGAUGACGAACAGUUUGAGAGGGCCUGCUGCCAGCGGUAUCUUUGUUUCAGCUGCUGGGCGCAGUCGCCCAAGUACGCAAAGUGUAACACCGUCAUUUGCCGGAAGCACAAGAGGGAUUUCAUGGAGAGUACCACUUUUAGCGCCUUGUCGAGCGUAUGUGAGAAGUGCGCAAAAGGUUGGGAAAAAGCUUAUGAUUUCAUCGAAUUAGAAGAUCUUUGUUUUGCUUUAUUUUCGGAUCCUUUGGGACCUUUUGACUUUAUUGCGGAUUUAGCAUAG